CCCCACAAUCCUUUGCGGUGGCCCAAAAUGGCGGCGCCCAGGAGCACCCUGAGCGAUUUGGAGAGCAGCAGCAGCAGCAGCGAUGCGGAGGAGCUGGCACGGUGCCGCGAGGCAGCGAUGCCCGCCUGGGGCUUGGAGCAGCGCCCCAGGGGGCCGGAGAUGCCAAGAGCCGGUGCCGCAAAUAGUCAGUCGCCAACCAGCCAGCCAAGCCUCAGGCGUAAAGUGGACGAACAUGAACAAGAUGGCAAUGAGCUUCAGACCACCCCUGAAUUCCGAGCCCAUGUAGCCAAGAAACUGGGAGCCCUGCUGGACAGCUCAAUUACCAUCUCAGAAGUAGCGAAGGAGCUGAAAAAGGCUGAGAUCCAGAAAGUCCCCCCAGAGGAUGACGGCUUCCGCCUCUUCUUCACAUCUGUCCCUGGAGGCUCCGACAAGAAAGCUGCUCCCCAGCCCAGCCGAAAGCGGUUACCUUCCGGCUCCAGCACUGAGGACAGCGACGAGGAGUGGCAGCGGUGCCGGGAGGCGGCCGUGUCGGCCUCCGACAUCCUCCAGGAGUCUGCCAUCCACGGCCCUGUCAAAGUGGAGAAAGAGGCGAAGAAGAAGAAAAAGAAGUUGAAAAAGAAAGCCAAGAAGGAGGCCAGUGCCGACUCGGUCGCCGCCGCCACCCUCACCAUAAGCGGGGCCGCGGUAGGGAAGCAGGAAACGCAGUCACCCAAGCUCAAUGGAGACCAGGCAUCACUUGGGACCAAAAAGAAGAGAAGGAGAAAAAAAGCAAAGAGGGCCAGUGAGGCUUCCGCAUCCCCACCAACAAAGAGUGCAGUGGCCACGCCUGCAAACUGACCCGAGCCCACAGGCCCGGGGCCCACAGGCCCGAGGACGAGGCAUUUCCAAGCCCCACCAGACUGGCCGUGACGGGCUCGCCCAAGGGUCGGGACAGAGACAUGGCUGUAAGGUGAGAAGCCUAAACAAGGCCUGCCCGUCUGUGCUCCCAUUGGGAGCUUGGGCAGAUGUGUGGUACCAGAACAUUCUGUGGCCUCAGGAAAAAGGAGCCUUGUAGUUCCUCAGGACCGAUGGCCACAGGGUAAAGCUUUCAUCUUCCCAGUACUGUAUGAGGAGAAUAAGUGAAGGGAGAGCUUUUCCUUCCUGUCCACCUUCUGAACCUGGUGCUGGAGAUACCCUUCAGUGCACGAGGGAAGAGGCCCCUGAGAGACAAGUCCCAGAAAUAAUUUUUCCUCUCCCUCCAGGCUGUACAGACUUGAUAUAACAUUGUCUGAAAAAGGAGAGAGAUUCCCUCCUGGGCUUCCAGAAUUUUCUUACCCCACGUGUGUGAAUGUACCUCGCAUGAGUGUGAAUGUGUCUUUGAGCCAACCAGAUGAUUGAAAAUAAAUUGUCGAGAGGCCCUCCCUCCCUGUCCACGCCCAGUCUUGAUGAGACAUUUUAAAUAAGCACCGCAUAGGUGGGGUCCCCCCUGCACCCCAAGCUGUGUUCCUGCACCCCAGCCUCAGGGCUUCGGGAAGCACCCCAGCACGUGUGGACCGGUUUUCAGACGCCUGGAGCGUUCUGCAGGGAAGAGCAGAAGCUCAAGGUUAAGUCAAAAUUCUGGCCUCAUGGCCUCGACUCUGAGGUUCAGCAGAGCAAGAAAGACAGAGGUGGGAUGUGAGAGUAUGUGUGCCUGCCCAGCGCCGCCGCCUCCCUGUGCCUGCCCAGCGCCGUCUGGGCAAUGUAUGGACAACCAAGAAGUCCCCAGUACUCGUUUCCACUACUCCAUUCCUCAUUUCCUUUACUAAAAGUUAAAUAAAUGCACAGGCUGGGCCUCUGCUGGCUGCGA
This is a messenger RNA of Hyaena hyaena (striped hyena), 1825 nucleotides long. It is a transcript of the gene CUNH12orf43, whose product is annotated as chromosome unknown C12orf43 homolog. Gene Ontology annotation, biological process: Spemann organizer formation; Wnt signaling pathway; negative regulation of Wnt signaling pathway. The transcript has 6 exons. Lineage: Eukaryota; Metazoa; Chordata; Mammalia; Carnivora; Hyaenidae. The coding region runs from base 28 to 837 and encodes 269 amino acids. The record is from RefSeq and is a predicted model, not a curated record.